AUGGCUGAUGACUACGGAUACGCUACCGAGGCCGUCCCGGCCACUUCGGUCUCUGCCGAAUACAUCGACAAGACCUUCAAGUCAACCGCCAUUGAUUUGGUCUCAGCCACUCUUGGAGGUGAAGUUCUUGGCUUCUCAGACCAAUGGUUUGCUGAUGCUGCCAACUUGAUCAACCCACUUCCCCCAGUUAGAAAACCGGGGAAGAUGGUUUACACCGGUGCCUGGUAUGACGGCUGGGAGACCAGAAGACACAACACUGAGCCCUUCGAUUGGGUGGUGAUCCGCCUGGGAGUUAGCUCUGGUACUGUCGAGGGCAUUGAAGUCGACACUGCCUACUUCAACGGCAACCACGCCCCUGCCAUCUCAGUCGAGGGCUGCUUCAGCCAAAACAACGAGGAGGUCCUCUCAUGGAAGGGAGGCCGUGGUGGUUGGGAGACUAUUCUCGGGCUUCAGGAGUGCGGCCCCAGCCAGAGAUUUGGGUGGAAGUUGGAGAAUCCCACCAACAAGCAAUACACACACGUCCGUUUGAACAUGUACCCGGACGGUGGUAUCGCCAGAUUCCGCCUCUUUGGUCAUGCCGUUCCCGUCUUUCCAGAGGAUACUAAUGCCAUCAUCGACUUGGCUGCCGCCCAAAACGGAGGAGUUGCUGUCUCGUGCAGUGAUGAGCACUUUGGAACCAAGGACAACCUGAUCCUGCCUGGCAGAGGCAAGGAUAUGGGAGACGGCUGGGAGACAGCUCGAUCUCGUGGUAAGGGUCAUAUUGAUUGGACCAUUAUCAAGCUUGGAGCGCCGGCUUACAUCCAGAAUUUCCUUGUUGACACGGCUCACUUCCGAGGAAACUACCCUCAAAGGGUUGAGCUUGAAGCUAUCGAGUGGAAGGGAGAUGGUGAACUCGGGCCCGAUGCUGAGGGUUGGGUGAAGGUAGCAGAGCCGAUCAAGACUGGCCCAGAUGCCGAACACCCAGCAGACAGCUUGGUCAAGGACAAGGUGUUUACCCACGUCAAGCUCAUCAUUGUGCCUGACGGAGGCGUGAAGCGUGUCAGAGUGUUUGCGAAGCGUGCCGUUUGA
This is a messenger RNA of Podospora anserina S mat+, 1068 nucleotides long. RefSeq lists its product as uncharacterized. The transcript is spliced from 2 exons. Gene Ontology annotation, biological process: allantoin catabolic process. The record is from RefSeq and is a predicted model, not a curated record. NCBI's taxonomy places the organism in Eukaryota, Fungi, Ascomycota, Sordariomycetes, Sordariales, Podosporaceae. The coding region runs from base 1 to 1068 and encodes 355 amino acids. Gene Ontology annotation, molecular function: allantoicase activity.